AUGAAAUUAGUGGUUGAUAGUUAUGAGAUUCCUGGGAUAAUAAUAUCUAAACAGAUAUUUAAAUGUAGUAAUAUUACAGAACUAAAAGAUAUUAAUGAUAUUACAGAAAUAAAAGAUACUGUCUAUUGUGUACAUGAAGAGUCAUGUGACCUACGGAAGAUUAAAUACUACUUUAAUGAAAUUGUAGAAAUAAAAAAUAAUUUAGUGUAUUACAAUAAAAGAAAGAAGGUUAUAAAAUAUUAUAAUAUUAUAUUAAAUGAUGAAGGAUACAUAUUUAAAGAAAUAAAACAACAAAUAGGUAAUAAAGUAUUUAUUAAUAAAAAUGAAUAUUUACCACAUCUUAAAGUACAAGAGAAUGAGGUUGUUAUAUUUCCAAAUGAAGAUGAAGAAGAGGAAGAAAUAUAA
Vairimorpha ceranae is the source of this 405-nucleotide messenger RNA. RefSeq lists its product as hypothetical. The transcript has a single exon. NCBI's taxonomy places the organism in Eukaryota, Fungi, Microsporidia, Nosematidae. The coding region runs from base 1 to 405 and encodes 134 amino acids. The record is from RefSeq and is a predicted model, not a curated record.